Messenger RNA from Drosophila novamexicana, 1731 nucleotides. RefSeq names its product transcription initiation factor IIB (gene TfIIB). Gene Ontology annotation, molecular function: RNA polymerase II general transcription initiation factor activity; TBP-class protein binding. Gene Ontology annotation, cellular component: nucleus; transcription preinitiation complex. Gene Ontology annotation, biological process: transcription preinitiation complex assembly; transcription initiation at RNA polymerase II promoter. The transcript has 5 exons. The record is from RefSeq and is a predicted model, not a curated record. Lineage: Eukaryota; Metazoa; Arthropoda; Insecta; Diptera; Drosophilidae. Bases 481 to 1428 code for a protein of 315 amino acids.
UGACUUUUCGUUUCAAAAAUAGUCUUGUAAAUGAAAAAUUGUAUUCAAUUGGAAAGCUGAGCUCGAAGCAUCUUAGCUGUUCUCUGGCAACUUUAUUGUUUUCGCUCUUAUAAAAAUAAUAUAAGCGCUUAAAAACAGUUUUAAAAUAAUAUCGCAAAGCUCAUCUAUCUCUUUUCCGCUGAUUACCGAUAAAUAUUAAAAUCAGCUGUUUUAUAAUGGCUCUGUAAUCAGCUUUAAAAUUUCGAAAUUGUUUUGGUUCAACUCUUCAAUUCUUGUCAAAGGCGGCGUUAACCGUUUUAUUUUAUUUACCCCAUUUUCUAAUAUAUGUAAAUAGGAUUUUUUUCAACACUGUAGCUCUUCAUAUACGAAGAAGAAGAAGCGAAUUAUUUGUCAGUCUAAAUUAGUUUUUUGCGUUUGCAAAUAGAAAAAACGUAAAAGAUUAAAAAAUAGUUGAGCAUAAAAACGAUAAACUAGUAUCAAAUGGCUUCAACUUCAAGACUCGAAAACAAUAAGGUGUGCUGCUAUGCACACCCCGAGUCUCCAUUAAUUGAGGAUUAUCGAGCUGGUGACAUGAUAUGCUCAGAGUGUGGCUUGGUUGUUGGAGACCGCGUUAUAGAUGUGGGCUCCGAGUGGCGCACAUUCAGCAACGAGAAAAGUGGUGUAGAUCCCAGUCGUGUUGGCGGUCCAGAGAAUCCCCUACUUAGUGGCGGUGAUUUAUCCACAAUUAUUGGUCCUGGCACAGGCUCAGCUUCAUUCGAUGCUUUCGGGGCACCCAAAUACCAAAACAGACGCACUAUGAGCAGUUCAGAUCGUUCGCUAAUCUCCGCAUUCAAAGAAAUUUCAUCAAUGGCUGAUCGCAUCAAUUUACCCAAAACCAUUGUCGACCGCGCAAACAACUUAUUCAAGCAGGUGCAUGAUGGUAAAAAUCUAAAAGGACGCUCAAAUGAUGCCAAGGCAUCCGCUUGCUUGUAUAUAGCCUGCCGCCAAGAAGGUGUUCCACGCACAUUCAAGGAAAUCUGUGCAGUUAGUAAGAUUAGCAAGAAAGAAAUCGGCAGAUGCUUUAAGCUAACGUUAAAAGCACUUGAGACAAGUGUUGAUUUAAUUACCACUGCCGACUUUAUGUGCCGUUUUUGUGCAAACUUGGAUUUGCCGAAUAUGGUGCAGCGAGCUGCUACACAUAUUGCAAAAAAAGCUGUGGAAAUGGACAUUGUACCUGGACGAUCGCCAAUCUCUGUGGCAGCCGCCGCAAUUUAUAUGGCAUCGCAAGCAUCUGAGCAUAAGCGCAGCCAAAAGGAAAUUGGUGAUAUUGCUGGAGUAGCUGAUGUGACCAUAAGACAAUCAUAUAAGCUAAUGUACCCGCAUGCGGCAAAACUAUUUCCAGAGGAUUUCAAGUUUACAACACCAAUUGAUCAGCUACCGCAAAUGUAAAAUAUACUGCAGCAAAGAAUAUCGAUGCUCAAUCAUCAUUUAUACCUUCAGAAACUAAGUUUGCAAAAUUAGCAACAUGGAUAUACAUAAAUAUGUGUGUAGGGCAUGCCUAGUUUUAAGGCAGAAUUGACCAUACUUUAAUCACAAGAAAAAUACGAUUUUAUUCAUAUUAAAAAGCCUUAAAACGCAAAUGAACUCGCCUUGUUAAAAUGCAGCACGAAGCUUGCACCAAUGUAAUUAAGAUCAGAGAAUCAAAAUAUAUAUAUAGGGCAUGACAUACACGUUUGCUCAGUGCAUUGUAAG